ACGUACAUACGUACACUACACCUGACACACACGCAGACCUACCUAUGACCUACCGGCAUAUAUGUAUUAAAGCCAAGACCAAGUACCGGUAGAAAUAACAGAAUUUUGCCGGGCCAUACCUACUUACUAAAGUCAUGAGAGGUGCUCAGUCUUUGUGAUGACACCGUGUUGAUGAAAUACAUCUUUGGGAGUUUCGUUUUAGCCGAACCAAUCAGUUAAUUCAACAUGAAUCCUGUGUAUGCGAUUAUUCUUGUCUUCGUCGGCUGCUGUUCCAAUGUUGUGUUUUUGGAAUUUAUUGUCAGUGAGCAUCCAGGCAGUGGCAACAUCGUCACAUUUGCACAGUUUCUCUUCAUCGCUGUGGAAGGUUUCAUCUUUGCAACACAUUUCGGCACAAAGGCUCCGGUCAUACCUAUCAAGCAUUAUGCUGUGUUGGUUAUGUUCUUCUUCUCUGUAAGCGUGGUCAACAACUAUGCACUCAAUUUCAGCAUCCCACUGCCUCUUCACAUGAUAUUCAGAAGUGGUUCUCUUGUGGCUAACAUGGCUCUUGGAGUUAUCCUCCUCAAAAAAAAAUAUCCAACAUACAAAUAUAUAUCAAUUCUGAUGAUCACUCUGGGUAUAUGCACGUGCACGCUGAUGUCGGCAAAGACUGGGGUUAAAAAACAUGGUGCCGAGGAAGAAGGGCCCAUGACAGCCUAUGAUAUUGCUAUGUUGUCAAUAGGCUUAUUUAUGUUGACCUUUGCCCUUUUCAUGUCAGCCCGGAUGGGCAUCUUUCAAGAAACACUCUACGCCAAAUAUGGCAAGCAUCCAAGAGAAGCAUUGUUCUAUUCGCAUGCACUUCCACUUUUAGGAUUUGCUGUACUAGGAAAGGACAUCUACAACCAUACAGUGAUAUUUUCAAAUUCAGAGCCACUAGCAGUACCCAUUCUGGAUGUUAUGGUUCCAAAGAUGUGGCUCUAUCUGGCUGGAAAUAUGAUCACACAGUAUGUGUGCAUCCGCGGUGUCUUCAUCCUGACUACCGAGUGCCCAUCCCUCAUCGUUACGCUCGUCGUGACACUACGCAAGUUCUUCAGUCUAGUCUUCUCCAUCUUAUAUUUCAAGAACCCCUUCACCGUUUACCACUGGAUGGGCACCGCCUGCGUGUUCUCCGGUACUCUGCUCUUCACCGGUGUCUUCCACAUGGCGUGGGAUCGGCUGUUCCCUCCGAACAAGGCCAAGAAAGUAGAAUGAGACCUUCGGAUGAUGAACACUUUGUUAGUAGACCAAACCACUGAAUAAUACAUUCAGCCAAUAAUGAGACGUACCUAGACCGUCUGAGCAUUGGGCGUUAGUUCAUUGCUCCAUCUAUCAAUAAUGUGUCAAGUUGUUAACAACUUGCCGAAAUGCACGUGCCUCUCAAUUUUGUGAACCUGUGUGACGACCUCAAUUAUGUGGUCAAAAUGUGGAAGUCUGAUUAGUCUAUCAGACUGGUAUAUUUUGUAGAGAUAUUGAAAUGUGGGUUUAAUUCAAACCCAGCCAGGUGAGCAAGACGUUUGACUGCAAGCACUUCCCUCCAUCAAGAAGUAAUUGGUUGCUUGCAGACGGAAAUGUUCUUGGACGAGUCACAGUGCUGAUGUAACGGUCAUUGCACUGAGCUUUGUACCUUAGGAGUUUAAUAUAAAGGUUUCUGCAAUUCGGGCGAUUCACAAUGCAGUGCGCCAACAAGAGUUUGCCAUGGAGAGUCAAUUUUUUCAAGUUUACGGUCGACAAAACAUGGCCCAUUUGAAUGAGUGUCAGUAGACAACUUGAACUAACAUGUUAUAGAUUGGGUGAUAGCAUUCUGCCGUCUUACCAAAAAAACGCCACAUUGAAAAAAAGAAAAGAUAAGGGCAAACAGAUCCUUGAAUCAUAUGUUUACGAAACUACUGACCGCAAAAAAGUGACAAUUUCAAAUGUCCCACUCUGCGAAUUUGUCGACCAUCUCCCACAAUGCACUGGGACAAAUUAACUCUCCGUGGCAAACUCUUGGUGGCGCACCGCAUUGUGAAUCGCCCGAAUCGUGUGCCAACUUGAAGUGUUCUUAUAAAUUAAAGAGUUUUUCUAAGUCUGUGGAAUUGAAUGAAUGAAGCUUUGCCAAAGACGGACAAGAUCAAUUGGGGAAUAAAUAUGUGCUUGGCAGGUGUUAAACACUCUGUUGAAGACCGGUUGGAGCAAAUGACCCCUGCUAGGGCUUAAAAAUGCGGCGCCCAAAAAUAUGACGCCGAUGGCACAUAUGGAACUCCAUACUUUAGAUUUAUACCUAGAUUUAUCCGGUUGGUUAGUGUGACGUCAUCUCAACUUAACCAUGCGUACUAUGGUGUAACAUAGCACGAAUGGAAUCGGAAGUUUACGCAACUUGAGCUUCAGCCAAUGGGUGUUGUAAUCAGUGGUGCGUGUGCGUGUAUACAUGUAACAAAGUCACUUUGAUCAAUACCACGUGACUAUAACAAAACAUUACUGCACAUAUUUUGUCUCCAUUUACAAAUUUUUCAUAAACAUCUUUCCGGAUUGUUACAAACAAGUAUUGUUAAGUAUUUAAUUUAUUCUGUGUUUUUUUUCUUUUUGAAAAUUAAAAUUUGGUAGUUAUAUUUUAUGGGAAACUUAGGGGGCUUAUUUAGGUCAAUUUAUGGGGACAGACAGACCGACCAACCGACCCCCAAAAGACAUGUAAAAAGCUCCUGCCAGAGCUUAACAAGUGCAUUUUAUAGUUGUUCUUCUGAAACACUUAUUGUUGCUAAUUUUCUUAAGGACAGUUUAUUUUAAAUAAAUGGUUAAUGUGUUAUUAAGGGAUUUUAAUUUCAUGUUUAAUUUAGAACGUAUUUGGACAUAGAUGUACACAACUCUGAACGUGCACUUCACUUCUUGAGGUUAAUCCUUUCAGUGCAAUUCCUUUUUGCCCCAAACAGAUGCAGGAUAAAAAAAAAAAACCUUGGGAUUGAGUGAAGCUGACAUUAAGCCAUUGUCCAAAUCACUUGGCUAUGGCUGGGAAUAACACGCGCACCUAUGGAAGCCACUGGCUAGCCGCUGCAGCCACUUCCCAUAGAGUCCUGUGUUUAUACUGCUAGUCAUAGCCAAGUGAUGUGGAUACGGCUAGAACUGACUCGAGUUGGUUGAGGUCGGUCCAUGCUCUGCACUAAAGCAAAAGAAACUUUGUGAAAUCUUCACAAAGGUGUAACAUUCAAACUCCGGCAGAUUUGUUGACGUCAAUUUCAUAUUGCAUAAGCAUUAACCCUUCUACUGUUUAAACAGUCACAUACAGUCAAAAAGUCCAUCUACUUCUCUUGCCAUGCCUUUUACACAGGCAAGUCACAAACAGUCAGAUCAUAUUUGAAGAAAGAACUCUGACUAGUCAAAUUCAGUCAACAGACAAAAGCAGGAAACUGGUGGCACAGCUGGCUUAUCGACCACCUACAGUCAAAGCCUAGCUGCGCCAAGUUACAUAAACAGUCACAGCCAGUCAAUCCCACUUUAUGUAGGCUGGGAGCUCUCUGACGUGUGACUGUUGAGUACAGUCUCUUGAUUGAUUUUGACUGGACUUGGCACAGAAUGUAUGUUUGCAUAGGAGGGUUACUGUGAGAUAUUAUAUGGCCUUCAUGCUGUUAGACCAAACAGCUUCCCGUAGAUGUUAAUCACCUAUGCAGUAUUGUCCUUAUUGUGUGCUUUCAUGUAUUCACGUCGGAUAAAGACGUGUGUGCCAAGAAAUGUUCAAAAUCAUUGUUUACCCUCAUUGAUAGCAUUGCUGUGUUAUUAUCAUUAUUGUAUGUUUCUGGUAAUGAAAC
This is a messenger RNA of Patiria miniata (bat star), 3794 nucleotides long. Its product is annotated as UDP-xylose and UDP-N-acetylglucosamine transporter-like. The coding region runs from base 226 to 1227 and encodes 333 amino acids. The transcript is spliced from 10 exons. The record is from RefSeq and is a predicted model, not a curated record. Gene Ontology annotation, molecular function: UDP-N-acetylglucosamine transmembrane transporter activity; UDP-xylose transmembrane transporter activity. Gene Ontology annotation, cellular component: Golgi membrane; endoplasmic reticulum membrane. Gene Ontology annotation, biological process: transmembrane transport. Lineage: Eukaryota; Metazoa; Echinodermata; Asteroidea; Valvatida; Asterinidae.